UCGACACGUCAAACGUCAAAAUAUCUACACGUCAACGCGUGUAAAUAAAUUUGCAUUUCUUUUUUUGUAAAAACACUCGUUUUAGGCGUAAAUACAAUUAUAGUAUGGUUCAUACAAGUAUGGAGGGAUCGUUGUUUGAGCCUACUCUGUACAUCGUGAAGGGCAUGUGCAUCCUGGACAAUGAGGGCAACAGAAUACUCGCCAAGUACUAUGAUAAGAACAUACUCCCUACAGCCAAGGAGCAGAAGGCGUUUGAGAAGAACCUAUUUAACAAGACACACAGAGCCAACGCUGAAAUCAUAAUGCUGGAAGGCCUGACCUGCGUUUACAAGAGUAACGUGGAUCUGUUCUUCUAUGUUAUGGGGAGCUCGCAUGAAAACGAGCUGAUCCUGUUGUCAGUAUUGAACGCACUGUACGAGUCCGUGAGUAUCCUUUUGCGUCGGAACGUCGAGAGGCGAGUACUGCUCGAUAAUUUGGACGCCGUCAUGUUGGCGUUCGACGAGAUUUGUGACGGCGGGGUAAUCCUGGACGCGGACCCGACAUCUAUCGUGGGUCGCGCGGCGCUGCGCACGGAGGACGUGCCGCUCGGCGAGCAGACCGUCGCGCAGGUCCUACAAUCAGCGAAGGAGCAGCUGAAAUGGUCGCUGCUGAAAUGAAAAACAAGAAACAUAGUAUAACUUUAUUUGAUCUAUGUAAGUUCCAUUAUUAUUAAUUAAAACAUAUUUACAAACA
Cydia fagiglandana is the source of this 732-nucleotide messenger RNA. RefSeq names its product coatomer subunit zeta-1 (gene zetaCOP). The record is from RefSeq and is a predicted model, not a curated record. NCBI's taxonomy places the organism in Eukaryota, Metazoa, Arthropoda, Insecta, Lepidoptera, Tortricidae. The transcript has 6 exons. Gene Ontology annotation, biological process: intra-Golgi vesicle-mediated transport; retrograde vesicle-mediated transport, Golgi to endoplasmic reticulum; intracellular protein transport. Gene Ontology annotation, cellular component: COPI vesicle coat. Bases 105 to 656 code for a protein of 183 amino acids.